AUGACUGGAAUAUGCAGUGUGCCUGGUUUUCUGUUUCUGUUGAUAACUUUACCGUUUGUUGUGAACAGAAAGAACGAUUGGUGUGUUUCUAAAGAAGCUCCAGAUCCUUUUAGCUUCUGGAAGUUAGAAGCAUCAAAACAUGACGAAGAAUAUAAUUCCUCCCGCACUUAUGCCGAGCUCCAUAAUGUUGCAUUGGUGGAAAGUGACAGCCGGUUUGGUGUCCUGUCAUUUAAUGGCUCUAAUGAUAGUUACGUUUAUAUGGACAAUGUCAACAAGUCAUUUAGUGUUGGAGAAUAUGCAAUGUCUUGGAUGAUGUACUUAGAACCUGGUGAUACGGGUAGCCGAUCAACAAUACUCAAAUACCAAGAUCAAAAUGGCACUGUACCAUUUCAUUUAGAAUUACUCUCAGAUGGAAAUUUAAGUUGUACAAUGCGAGACACCAACGGCCAUCAGUACAACGUAACAAGCAGAAUUAAAGUUACAGAAAGAAAAUUCAUAGGAGUAAAUUUCAACUUUCUUUGGGACAAACAAUUCGAUUUCUUUCAUGUCUAUACGGCCGAUGAUGGGAAACAGAAAAUUGAUCCUGAAAGCCUGACAUUAAAAAAUGCUUCAUUUAAUUUGUUUUUGGAGGAUACUACGUAUGUCCUUAUAGGUUCUGGUUUCCAUGGCAACAUUUCUUGUAUUCAGUUUUAUAAUUCGUCAGUGAUUAAAUCACCGCUAAAAGACGCACCUCUUCUUUGUGAUCCUGUGCUAGCCAUUAACGAUUCUUUUGGUGACUAUACAAUUGAUGUUACUGAACCCAAAACUCAAACUGUUUUACAGUUUUCAACUACUAUUACCCAACAGAAUCAGAUAACAGAGUAUCAAACAGCAGAAACAGGAGAAACAGAACAAUCAGGUGAAACAGGAAAUCAAACGGCAGAAUCAGGAGAAAUAGAAGAAACAUCUGACAAUGCUUUGUAUACAUAUUUAUCAUCGCUGAAGACUCCAUUCGAUGUUCACACAACCUCAGUGGUCUCCCAACACGCGAGCUCCGAAUCUCAUACAACCUCUAUAACAUCAAAAGAUAUUUACUAUGAAUCUCAAACAUCACCUUUGGUAACAGAAGCCUUAAAAACUCAAGUUCACUCAUCGACUUUUACACCAGAGGCUAACUAUCCUGAAUCUCAAACAACAACUUCGAAAACAGAAGCCUUAUCAACGCAAGUUCACUCAUCGACUUUGACACCAAACGCUAACGAUCCUGAAGCUCAAACAACACAUUCGCAAACAGAAGCCUUAUCAAUACAAGUUCACGCAUCGACUGUUACAUCAGAAGACAAAUUCCCUGAAGUUCAAACAACACCUUUAUCAAAAGUCUUAUCAACUCAAAUUUACACAUCGUCUGUUAAACUAGAAGACAAAUUUCCAGACGCUCAAACAACGCCUUCGAUAACCACACUUUCCUCUACAGAAGAUAAUAACGUGAUCAACGAGAGAUGUGUUUACUUUCGGAGAACUGCUAAUGACACAACCAUCAUUAAUCCUGUGCAGAUACAGACAGCAACCAACUUGAACGAUUGUGCACAGCGUUGUUGGGAAACAACUUCUUGUUUUCAAUUUAGUGUUGGGCAGGAAAUGACAUUUACCAACUGCUAUAUCGGUGACAAUACGUAUAUUACUGCGACUUUGUCCGGAAAUUAUCUCUAUACCAUGGUAUAGUCAUAAAUCUGGAACUUUUCAAAUGUAACAAAUACGAGGUUUGACGGGAAACCUUCAUUUUUGCAUUCUUCAUAUAUUAAGGCAAUUUUCCCUGCAUUCUUUGAAUA
Molecule: messenger RNA, 1808 nt
Organism: Mytilus trossulus (common blue mussel)
Lineage: Eukaryota; Metazoa; Mollusca; Bivalvia; Mytilida; Mytilidae
Exons: 5
Coding region: 1-1701 (566 amino acids)
Source: RefSeq, a predicted model, not a curated record